UUACAUCAGGAAAUCGAGUUUGUGCUGGCUGCUGUGUAGUUCAGUUAACAUUGUAAACAAAAGUAAUUUGUCGCUCUAAAACUUGUAAACGUUUGCUAAGGAUUUUCUUGCUGUACUUAGACUUUUCCACAGUCCAAUUUAAGUUGAUUUAACGUUAGUUACCCAUUUCAACCCACGCAACGUACGUAACUGGCGUGGUUACAGCUCAGUUUGGUUGUAUUAGGUAGUAACGACAAUGCUGUCUGAGGUUGCUAGCAGAUGGAGGCUUCUCUGGGAUGUCUGCAGAACCCUGACCUAAGCUCUGUGCUGUCAUCAUGCGAGCCGGAGCUUCAGGAGCUGAUGAGACAGAUCGACAUAAUGAUCGACCAUCAGAGGAGGGAGUGGGAGGCUGAGACUCAGGCCAUGGAGCUCCGGCUGGAGAGAGGCGAAGAGGAGCUGUUGGCUUCCAGGGACCUGGUUGAACGGAGGGACCUGGAGAUCGGACUGCUCCGCCAGCAGCUGGAGGAGGUGCAGCCGGGCCGACAUGAGAUGGUUACCCAGAACGAGAAGCAGCUGCAGCGGCUCCGCGAGGAGUUGGAUAAGUUAAAGAGAAGUUAUUUCAAGCUACAGCGCAAACAGCUGAAGGAGUCCAGUGGAGGAGCAAAUACCAAAGCAUCAGAGAUGGCUGGCCUCAGUGAAAAGCUCCAGGUUUGCCAGCAGCGCUCUGUGGAGUGGGAGCAGCAACACAUCCAGUCCCAAAAACAAGUGACAGAGCUGGAGGCCCAGAACCAGAGCCUGACUGAUGAGCUCACACUCAUGAAGUCCCAGGGGGUGCUGUGUCAGAAGGAGCGGGAGCGCGUGUGUUUGCAGCUGCAGAAGGCUCAGGGCAGCCUGCACUCUCAGGAGCUGGAGCUGGAGCGCCUCCGCCCGCUGGAGCUGUGGCUGGGACAGAGAGAGCAGCUCAGCUCAGGGGUGCUUUCAGAGGAGAGGCAGGAGCUCCACGCCACGCUGGACUCCCAGGAUUCAUUUGUGCAAACAUCUGGUCUGGAACGCCAGAGGCUGUCCAACGAAACUGCCAGACUGACCCAAGCCCUGCAGGCUAAAAAUCAAGUCAUCCGCUCUCUGGAGGACUGCCUGGCAGCUCAGGGCUGUGCCGAAGUGGAAACCCUCAGACAAGAUCUGGAGAAGACGGCCACCAAGCUUUACUGCGCUGAAGCAUGUGAGGAUCAUCUCAAGGCUCAAGUGGCGUGUCUCAAAGAGAGUCUGGAGAGGGUGAGCCGGCAGAAAGCUGACCAAUCUGAGCUGAGGAGCAUCAAGGCACAAUAUGAUUCCUCUGUGGCAGAAAGGAAAAAGGUCAACGAGGAGCUCCUCAGGGCGCGGCAGACUCACAGUGGGGAGGUGGAGGGGAUGAGGAGGGAGGUGUCCAAACUGACCUCAGAGCUGCACCAACGAGACGCCACCAUCUGCACACUGAAGGGCUCUCCAUCCAGCAUCAGGCAGCACUGUGGGGGGGUGGGGCGAGCAGCACAGAAAGAAGCCCAGCUAACAAGGGGGGAGUCCUCGCCCGCGCCCCUCGGGGACAGUUAUCUGUCGUCUCUGUGCAGCCUGGAGCAAGAGAACGUGUGGCUGAGGAAGGACCUCUCUGAGCUGCAAACCCGACACCAGGCCUCCAGCAGGACCUGUCCUGACCAAUACCAACAAGCUCUGCUCCAUCACGCUAAGACCGCCCCCCCACAGCCUGCUCAGGACAGGCAAGAGACAGCAACAAAGGCUGAGCUGCAGACCAGCGGUCUCUGCUCAGGAGAGAUCCAGAGCCUCUUCCAGCAGCUGCACACCCUGUCCCAGGCCUCCUGUCCCCCAGACAGCAGGCCUGCUUCUUCAGCAUCCUCCUCUUCCUCCACAAGACUCACCAGGAGAAUCUCUGUGCCAAGUCUAAAUGACUCUGCUGCUGAGGAACAAAGAUCCAGCUCUGAACACUCUGAGUCCAGAGAGCAGCCCAUACCGUCUCCCUCUGCCAUGGAGCCUCUGUCGGUUUCUCCAGGGGACGGAACAGUCUCUCGUUUCUUGCAGGAAGAGAGCUUCCUGGCUCAGGAGCUGGUCCAGAAGGUGGACUCCCACAUCCAUGGGAUGAGAGAAAGCAAUGCCAGGAUUUUCUCCAAGUACCUGCCAGGGGGCUCAGGGCCCCCCCACACGUCCACCGACUGCAGGCAGCAGAGUGGUUAGAGAUGGAGUGAGGUGCAAUAAAUCCAACUCCUAGUCUUCAGACCCUUUUUUGCAGGACUUGCUUAGUUGAUAUGACGCAGAAACAUGGCAGACCAAACUAUAACUGUGGUGUUGGGUUGAUGGCUAUAAACAACUUACUACAACAGAUCCUCUUUUUAGGGUCUGUUUCCACAUGGCUUUUUAAAGAUCAUGGACACACCGAAGUUGGAAGAACGUUUUCCCAACUCGGGAAACAGAGCAGCGGAGGAGCACCUGAAUGCAUCAUUGGCCUUUGCGAAGUUCCUCCCUGUCAGAGCCCUUCUGGAUUCUUGCACAAUUAAACUCAGAUUGGCAACGAAGAGUUGGAAUUCCCAAAAGUUCUUUCUUAAACACUAUCAAAGAAGAAACAAAUAAGCUGUGGCCUCAUACAGCCCAGACUCCUCUGUCCCUCUCUGUCCCCCUCUGUCCCUCUCUGUCCCUCUCUGUCCCCCUCUGUCCCCCUCUGUCCC
Trematomus bernacchii (emerald rockcod) is the source of this 2690-nucleotide messenger RNA. RefSeq names its product centrosomal protein 63 (gene cep63). Gene Ontology annotation, cellular component: centriole. The transcript is spliced from 14 exons. Lineage: Eukaryota; Metazoa; Chordata; Actinopteri; Perciformes; Nototheniidae. Bases 259 to 2202 code for a protein of 647 amino acids. The record is from RefSeq and is a predicted model, not a curated record. Gene Ontology annotation, biological process: de novo centriole assembly involved in multi-ciliated epithelial cell differentiation; centriole replication.